Molecule: messenger RNA, 709 nt
Organism: Amphibalanus amphitrite
Lineage: Eukaryota; Metazoa; Arthropoda; Thecostraca; Balanomorpha; Balanidae
Product: U6 snRNA-associated Sm-like protein LSm5
Exons: 3
Coding region: 285-560 (91 amino acids)
Biological process (GO): mRNA splicing, via spliceosome
Cellular component (GO): U4/U6 x U5 tri-snRNP complex; Lsm1-7-Pat1 complex; U6 snRNP
Molecular function (GO): RNA binding
Source: RefSeq, a predicted model, not a curated record
UUCAACAUGUUCAAAAUCUACACUUAAGCUAUUGAAGAAGGAACGACAGCCAAAAUUUACCAAUGGUUACUCGCACAUGACUGCUUGUGAGCUAUGUGAGCGUACGCGUAUAAGAGAAAGAACAAUUUUGUCUCAAAGGAUCAUCAACCGGAGUCAUAUCGUCGAUUUCGACUUUGACUCCUUUGACUUAUCAUUAUCGAUGGUCGCUUCUGGGGUAUAAUUAAGGUUUUCCAGUUGAUACUGCAAGGCCCCAUAUACAAUACUGUAAAAUUUGAGCAGUCAAAAUGACAUCGGUACCCACUCCAACUACCAACCAAAUUCUGCCACUGGAGCUGGUGGACAAAUGUAUUGGGUCUCGUCUACACAUCAUAAUGAAGAAUGACAAAGAGAUUGUGGGCACACUGUGUGGGUUUGAUGACUUUGUCAACAUGGUGCUGGAGGAUGUGACUGAGUAUGAGAGCACACCUGAGGGCCGACGUGUCACCAAGCUGGAGACGAUCCUGCUCAAUGGCAACAACAUCACCAUGCUCGUGCCGGGAGGAGAGAUGCCGGAUAACUGAGCCAACGCGCUCGGGCCCAGCUCGGAGCCAUCUCAUCUCAUCAUGCCCUGACAUCCCUGCCCUGUAUUCUAUGUCGCCAUGUCAUUUGUUAUAAUAUAAGAUUGUCCAAACUCGCUGAGUUUUAUGCAGGAUAGAGCAGUCCUCCCUAU